Molecule: messenger RNA, 884 nt
Organism: Austrofundulus limnaeus
Lineage: Eukaryota; Metazoa; Chordata; Actinopteri; Cyprinodontiformes; Rivulidae
Gene: gpx1b
Product: glutathione peroxidase 1b
Exons: 2
Biological process (GO): glutathione metabolic process; hydrogen peroxide catabolic process; response to hydrogen peroxide
Cellular component (GO): cytosol; mitochondrion
Molecular function (GO): glutathione peroxidase activity
Source: RefSeq, a predicted model, not a curated record
GCAGCUUCAGGUCAGUAGUCGUAGGAGCUGGAAGAAGUGUCUAGUCGUCUUGAAGGAAAACAAGCCCUAAAAAAUGGCUUCGAAAUUUUACUCCUUAACUGCGAAGCUUUUAACAGGAGAAGUAUUCAACUUCUCCUCUCUUCAGGGCAAAGUUGUCCUCAUUGAGAACGUCGCGUCUCUCUGAGGUACGACCGUCAGGGAUUACACCCAGAUGAACGAGCUCCACGACAGGUACGCCGCGAAGGGGCUCGUGAUCCUGGGAGUACCCUGCAACCAGUUCGGCCAUCAGGAGAACUGCAAGAAUGAAGAAAUCCUGGCMUCUCUGAAGUACGUCCGUCCUGGAAAUGGCUUCGAGCCCAAGUUUCAGCUCCUUGAGAAGGUGGACGUGAAUGGUAAGGACGCCCACCCCUUGUUUGUGUUCCUGAAGGAUGAGCUUCCUCACCCCAGUGACGACCGUACGUCCCUGAUGAGCGACCCCAAGUUCAUCAUCUGGAGCCCGGUGAGCAGGAACGAYGUGUCCUGGAACUUUGAGAAGUUCCUCAUUGGGCCUGAUGGAACACCGUUCAAACGCUACAGCAGGAAUUUCCUCACCAGCAGCAUUGAGGGAGACAUCAAGAACCUCCUCAGUCAGGCCAAAUAAAGCCUGUGUGUGUAACCUUCCUUCAUGUGUUCUGUAGGCGGUUACACUCCAACACUUCCUGUGCUCUCUCGUAUGUGAUGACUGUGUUGGAGUCGUUUUACCACAUGAAGACAUCCUCUGAAACGUGUGAGGAGGGUGUCGGAUGAAAUGUAAAAGACGCAACUUUCUCAGUUCCAUCACGUGCCUGUACAGCACAGAUGUGUGAUGUAUGUCGAGGACCAAUAAAUAACACUUUUUUCUCAAA